This is a messenger RNA of Euleptes europaea (tarantolino), 2067 nucleotides long. RefSeq names its product GTP binding protein 3, mitochondrial (gene GTPBP3). The transcript has 11 exons. Gene Ontology annotation, biological process: tRNA wobble uridine modification; tRNA methylation. NCBI's taxonomy places the organism in Eukaryota, Metazoa, Chordata, Lepidosauria, Squamata, Sphaerodactylidae. Bases 1 to 2067 code for a protein of 688 amino acids. The record is from RefSeq and is a predicted model, not a curated record. Gene Ontology annotation, cellular component: cytoplasm; mitochondrion. Gene Ontology annotation, molecular function: protein binding; GTP binding; GTPase activity.
AUGGUGCGCCGCCUUCACGCCGCCUCCCGCGGCCAGCGCAGCAUCGCGGGCGGGCAGCCGGGCGCCGGGCGGCCAGGCGGCGAAGGCGGCGGCGGCCGGAGCUCCAUCGGGGCGGCCCCCCCCGCCUCCCCAGCCUCUCCGCCCGCGGGCCAGCAGCGGCAGGGGCCGAGCCGGGAGGACGCCCCCACCCACCCCCACCCACCCGCACCGCCCCGCACCGCCUGCAAUACGCUGCUUGCCGCGCGCCUCCCCAGCGCCCUCGCCGACGAUGCCCCGCCGCCGCCUUGGCAGCGCGCCGUCGGGCCCCCAGCGCGCCCACCCCACCCGCCCACCCACCCUUCCAAUCACAGCGUUGGAAGGGACCCCCAGGGCCGCCUCGAAUCAGAGCACGAUCGACAUAACGGGCCCUGGGUUCAGUUUGCACCACCAGCCACGGUGCAUCUGAGCAUAUGCCAAGUGCAAUUCCCUAUCCCUCUGCAGCGCCGCGCCGCCGCCCCGCCCCUUUCCCGUUUCGACCAAUCAGGCCGCUGCCCGCAGUUGAAGCCGAACGGCGGCGUCACGCAGGCCUGGCGGGGAAGGGAAGCCGGGGCUCUCGCGGGGACCAUGUGGCUGCUGCGCGGGGCCAGCUGCUGGGCGCUGCGCAGGUGGUACAGCCAGACUGCCAAGAGGGAUACCAUCUUUGCUUUGUCUUCUGGCCGAGGGAAGUGUGGCGUGGCUGUGAUCCGAACCAGCGGCCCGGCCAGCGGUCCGGCUGUCCGCCGCCUGACGGGGGCAAAGGAGCUGCCUCUCCCUCGAUCGGCUGCCUUGCGCCGGAUCUAUGACCCGGAGUCCUCGGAAAUGCUGGACCGGGGUCUCGUCGUGUGGUUCCCAGGGCCGGGCAGUUUCACGGGGGAAGACGUUGCUGAAUUCCACGUCCACGGUGGGCCGGCCGUGGUGAGCGGAGUCUUGGCAGCUUUGGGAUCCCUCCCUCAGCUGCGCCUUGCAGACCCUGGAGAGUUUACCAAAAGGGCCUUCCAGAAUGGGAAACUCGACCUAACGGAGGCGGAGGGGCUGGGGGACCUGAUCCAUGCAGAGACAGAAGGCCAGCGCAGGCAGGCCUUGCGCCAGAUGGGUGGUGACUUGGGGCGGCUGUACCAGCGCUGGAGCGACGCGCUCACCAAGGCCCUGGCCCAUGUCGAAGCAUACAUUGACUUCAGCGAAGACGACAACAUUGAAGAGGGGGUCCUUUCCCAAGUGGAGGCCACGGUGGAGAUUUUGGAAAGAGAGCUGAGGGCGCACCUGCAAGACAGCCGGCGUGGGGAGAGGCUGAGGGACGGUGUCCACGUCGCAAUAGCCGGGCCGACCAAUGCCGGGAAGAGCAGCCUUCUCAACCACUUGUGUCAGAAGCCAGCGGCCAUUGUCUCCCCAGUGGCAGGGACCACCCGGGAUGUGGUGGAAGCAGCGCUGAACAUCGGGGGGUUCCCGGUGGUGCUGAGCGACACGGCGGGGAUGCGGGACACAGAUGAUGCCCUUGAGAAGGAGGGCGUGAGUCGAGCUCGUGAGAGGGUACGUAGCGCGGACCUCAUCCUGGCCGUGCUGGAUGCGGCAGAGGUGGCCCAGCAGCCCAGCCGACUGGCGGACACCCUGCGGGACAUCUUGCCUCCUGCCCAGCCAGCUGAGGCCCGGCCAAGUCUGCUGGUGCUGAACAAAUCCGACCUGCUUGGAGGGCAGGACCAAGCUGAGCUCCUGGGGGCCUGCGGCCGGCUGGGGCUCCCUCCCGCUUGCCUGAUGUCCUGCAAAACUGGAGAAGGGCUCCCCGCUUUCUUGGGCACCUUCAAGGAGCAGCUCAGCCACAUGUGCGGGGACCCCCUCCUGGGUUCCCCCAGCCCCACGCAGGCGCGUCACCGGCUCAGCCUAACCAAGUGCCUGGAGGCCCUGAGCCAUUUCCGCCGACACCGGGACCUGGACUUGGCCCUGGCAGCCGAGGACCUACGCCGGGCACGCCGACUCCUCGGGCAGCUGACUGGGCAGGUGGGGGCUGAGGAGAUCCUCGCUCUCAUCUUCAAGGACUUCUGCAUUGGGAAGUGA